Molecule: messenger RNA, 246 nt
Organism: Ichthyophthirius multifiliis
Lineage: Eukaryota; Ciliophora; Oligohymenophorea; Hymenostomatida
Exons: 1
Cellular component (GO): membrane
Molecular function (GO): palmitoyl-(protein) hydrolase activity
Source: RefSeq, a predicted model, not a curated record
AUGGAAUAUAAAGGAUACGGAAUAUAUAAUGGAGAAAUAUCAGCCGAACAAAUAAAACAUGACUCAUUAAGAGUAUAUAAUCAUAUGUGCGAAAAAAUUUAUAUUUAAGAAAAAAAUAUUUUCCUUUUUGGAAGAUCUAUUGGGACUGGUCCUGCAUGUUUUUUAGGCUCCAAAAGAUAACCAGGAGGUAUUAUUUUAAUGAGUGCAUAUACUUCUAUUAAAAAUUAGUCGAAUAAUUGUCUUUGA